This is a messenger RNA of Verruconis gallopava, 819 nucleotides long. RefSeq lists its product as uncharacterized. The record is from RefSeq and is a predicted model, not a curated record. Bases 1 to 819 code for a protein of 272 amino acids. The transcript has a single exon. Lineage: Eukaryota; Fungi; Ascomycota; Dothideomycetes; Venturiales; Sympoventuriaceae.
AUGUUCCAUGCAAACAAUCUUUCCAGCGGGCGAGGCGAAUGCCCGCCGUCAACUGCCGCAAAUCAUGCAUUGAAAUUUCAAAAGCAAACGGGAUCAAGAACGGUGGUUACCUUGAAAUACGGUAUCCCAUUCAACGCCCACGUUCGCCUCCCGCUUCCACGUAGUCCCUUUCCAAAGGCCGAUUGGAUAAGCCGGAACAGAAAAAUUCAACAAGGGCGAAACCGAGACCAGUCUCAUCGACGACUAUUUGACGCGUUGUCAGGGCCCAGCAUUCUGCGCCGAUCGGGCCUCUUGACUGCAAUGAACCCCGUCAACAUUCCAAAGAAAAACAGCCGCAACAUUCGCCAUCCACCAUUCCCACAUACGGUCGAGAUAUCGCUUGAUCCCACGGGCGCCACCCGCCCCUAUCUCGGCUUCAACUUCACCCACAGCGCACGCAGUUCCGUCGGCGACGCCAUCAAAGCGGCGGCCUUCCACGCCAACACCCCGAUGAUGACGUACCACAACAGCCGAAGCAAGACCGUCUUCGUGCCUUGCCCGCAUGGUCUGAAGCGCGUAUACUUUGCCCGCGCGGGCAACGUCGGCUUGGAGUUCGAGACGGAGGCCAACUUGAGGUCGUUUCAGGCUAGCAUCUUAGGCGUGGGCCACGCGAUGAUCAAGCAGGAUCUGGGCCUGUUCAGGCUUUACCUUGGCGACAAGGUCAGAGAAGUGGCAAACGCAGUUACGAGACGAGAGAUCAACUCCGGCGAGCUCAACGCGGCGGGUGUUGAAGGACAUCAGAAUGCAAAUUCCAUCGCGACAUCGGGUGCGCCCUCGUAG